GAUAAAUCUUUAUGAUCUGUUUAAUUUAAGAUAUUAUAAGAUUUUAUCAAUCUUUUAUGAAUUUGUGUACUUCUGGAAUACACAACUGCUUGUAUACAUACAUCAUGUCUUUAUAUGUGUGCAUAAACGAUUGCUUGUGUAUGUGCCAAUAUGUCGCACAUAACCUUUGCAAGUCUUGCAACUCCGUGAUGAAUUCGUCUGUCACAAGGAUGUAACUCCGAAGCUGUUUUAACUUAAUGCAUUUAGUAAAAAUUAACUUAGUGGUGAUAUUACUAAUAGCACUGGAUUGUAAGGCAUUUUCAGAAAAAUGCCGGCGAUACUAGUCGGACCGCCGCAACGCAAUGAGCAAAUGUGGCAGGCGCUAAAGACUCACAUUAUGAGAGAACGACAACGAAAGAAACAAGAACAAGAAGCUGAUGCCGAGGAGGAACGUUUACGCAAGGAGAGAGAACGCCAGCAGAAGCAAGAUGUGAUGACAUUAGGCGAAACACGAGAGCAAAUCUCAAAUCUAGAUAAUGAACUGUCUCAGUUGAAAGCGGAGAAACAUCAGUUGUUUCUGCAAUUAAAGAAAGUUCUAAAUGAGGAUGACAGAAGGCGACAGCUUAUAAAGGAGACCAGCGUCUGCUCAGAAGUUUCGACAACAGUAGGAGGAUAUCCCGCGACAGGUCCAAGAGUGGUACAUCCACAAUUGUUUCUGCCACGUAGCAGCAGUCCUCUCUACAAGGUUGCUGUCAACACUCCGACGCAUCUGUUACCGAGUGGAACUUUGAAAAGGACCCAUACUCCGUCGCCGCCGCCCAACGCAUCUUCGUAUCAUAGUGCAUAUGGCUACAAACCACCCCCGUCUAUUCCAAGUUAUAAUCCACCCCCUCCUAAAUCUGAAGACGCUGCUAGGAGAUCCGGUGAUGCUCGGGCAGUUCUUUGGAACAAGAAUAAUCAGUACUCCGCAUCGAAUUUUUACUCGGCGCCUGCAGGUCAGAGCGUUUACAGUUAUUCCGCACCUGUCUCACAACCAUCUCGAGAAUCCUCCGAAUCAGCUAAGCCCGUUUAUCUAUCGGGUGGUAGAGCUCCAUUAGCUACACAUCAGACUGCAUAUAUAACCAACUUGCAUUCGAUGGAGCACAAAGGCGCUUACGGCGAGGACAAGUUUUACCUGCGACCAACAAAUCAUGUUACUGUCCAUGGAGGAGCUAUCCCAAUUCAACAACCGCCUCAGGGAGCAAAAACUGGUGGGAUUACGUCAGGUUAUCCUGUACGAGCACCUCAACCACCACCACCUAGUUCAUAUCCGCCGCCACCAUCACCGUCUCCUGGUACCUACGUAAGUGGUUCAGCUGCCAAUGUUCCUGGUAGGCUAUUAUAUACACAACCUGGUGCUCGCUAUCUUCAACGAGAAAUAUAGAAUUUUUUUACGAAA
Molecule: messenger RNA, 1417 nt
Organism: Monomorium pharaonis (pharaoh ant)
Lineage: Eukaryota; Metazoa; Arthropoda; Insecta; Hymenoptera; Formicidae
Product: G protein pathway suppressor 2
Exons: 8
Coding region: 308-1402 (364 amino acids)
Biological process (GO): regulation of transcription by RNA polymerase II
Cellular component (GO): transcription regulator complex
Molecular function (GO): transcription coregulator activity
Source: RefSeq, a predicted model, not a curated record